Molecule: messenger RNA, 1425 nt
Organism: Filobasidium floriforme
Lineage: Eukaryota; Fungi; Basidiomycota; Tremellomycetes; Filobasidiales; Filobasidiaceae
Exons: 9
Coding region: 114-1289 (391 amino acids)
Source: RefSeq, a predicted model, not a curated record
UAAGUAAGGUAGUGGUGUUGGUACAUCCAUAGGUACUUGUCGACAGGCUAGUCCAGACUCGAGAUCGACUACACACUAGAUUCCUGGAUUACACACGACAUGAGGGUAACAAGAUGACCGGUAGACCUAUAGUACGGCGAAAGACGUCGUCAAGCCAAUUCCUAAAUACAUUCUCACGAGGAACCCCACCGACGAGCUACAGCUACCGAGAUCGAGAGACCCUGCCUUCCCCCUUCCCGACGGACUCCCAGUCAGAUACGCAUUCGUUGUAUGAUGCACCCAAUCCAUCGCCGAACAAAGAAUCUGGGGGUGUAGGCGUUAGGGGAAAAAGGGAUUCGGCCAGUGGGUCAGGGUCGGGUGGGGGUCAAGGGAUCGUGAUCUCGGGGCCGGAUAGCUUGGCGGCUUUAGUGGACAAACGGACGGCAUCAUGGUGGUACCUCCGGAGAGCUCACGACGGCAAUGAACUCUGGUUCCAUACAAUUCAAGUGACAAGAGCGGACAUCGAGUCUCACCUGGAUACCACGCUCGGUCAAUUGAAAUCUCAACAAAGGUGCAAACAGCUCUUCAUCCUCGGACUAUCCUUAUCUCCGUUGUUCGAGAUCAGCCCGGCCAUAGACUUGUUACGGACGGGGAACAAGAUCUUGGACGAAUGGGAAGCAUGGGCGGAAGGUGGAGGUGGGAAGGGGAUGAAGAACCUAUUCAGGGGACAAAAGACGAGCAGGAGAGCGGGGUCUGCGAGUGAUUUUGGCGCGGUACAGGAGACGGGCGAGACGGCGUUGGUUUUCGUCAACCUGCCCUUCGCGCCGGAUUAUUUCCAGACGGUCAUCUCGCUCUGCGAAGUCAUCCGUCAAUUAUAUACCAAGAUCGGCUCUCUCCUCGGCCCUCAUGCGACAACCCCGAACCUUUCGGACGUACGUUCAGCAGCGAGAUCACCCGGUCCUAGCGGGAAUUCCAGUCCGAGGGCGUCGACGUUUGCUUCAACCAUGAACAAGAACCGGACGGUCAGCGGGAUGAGCAGCCAGAUGGGUUCGGGCGGGACCAGCUUGCAUGGAGGUGCAGGUGGAUCGUCAAUGUCCAUGUCGAUAGGCGGAAGGGCAGGGUGGGUGACGGGAACAGGGGAACAGAUCAUGAAGCUAGAUCUGAAACUCAAGAAAAUCUUGAACAUGUUUGCCAGGGAGAUGGAAUCCAUCGCUCGGAAAGCGGUAGAUGAAGAACUCGCCUCGCUCUUGCACGGUGAAUCCCGCCGAUCGUUCGGGAUCGGGUCGUCAUUCGGUACGGCAAUAGAUUGAGAGGCCCUCAGAGAGGUCAACUUUUGAGGGUCGAGCCAUGCCCAAUCUGACCACAAGUUGUAGAACGAAUCAUAGAGGUUGUAUGGGAAUUGGACAUGGACGUGAGCCAUAAUUAUAAUGUUUGGCGGACAUGACC